GAGAUUCGUGUUGAUGUGGGGAGAUGCGUGGAGGGGUGUGCACAUGUGUGGGUGGAAUGGGGUCGAGAUGUGAAGGUGUGCGGUGGGCUUCGGUGAUGUGUACAGGGGGGCAUGGUGGAGUGUGGUGAUGGUGAUGGCGUACGGGCGGUUACGUGGUCAAGUGCGGUCCAUGUUGGCAUGUCGUGAGGGUCGUGGGGCUUAGUUGAGCUGCGGCUCGUGUUUGGUUUCGCUGAUGGGUUGAGUCUGUGAUUGUGGUGGUGGAGUGGUUGUGGGGCCCGUGUCAAUGAUGAGGAGCGGUGUGAGUGCGCAUCGUGCAGCAGUGCUGGGCGGUGCACCCAGCGGGGUGCCACCAUCGUCGCGUGUGAGAGGAACAAAAGAGACGCACGGGCAGAUGCCGCGGGAGUGUGUCUCUGUGCGCCUGUGGCGGGGCUCUGGGCACGGGGCCUGUGGCGGGGCUCUCGCCUCGAGAGAAGGGCAGCCUGGUGGUGAUGAUGGCGAUGAUAUAUCCCUCUGUGGACACUGCAUGGGGUUGUGUUUAUGGAGAGACGACCAACUCGCCACACUGGAGCCCUGUUUUAACUAUGGGCGGUUGCCCGGAUUCAAACCCAGGCCCUCCGUGGUCAUCAGCUCAGUGCUCUGAUCUCCGAGCCGCCAACCCAUUUUAGUAUCUCUAAUGAGCCAAAACAUAUACAGUCAUUACUGUGGUUACUCGUUCAAGAUAAGUGUCAUCAGUAUGUUCCAACGUGACCCGUAGUCGAUGAGCAGUGACUAUAUGAGCAGGCAUCCAGCAGGCGGCUGUAUUGAUGGACCCGAGUCGCCAACAGCAGCAUCAGCAGCAGGGCACCGGCCUCAAUUAAAGCCGCACGCAGCUCGCAACAGCAGCAGCAUCAGCAGCAUAGCGGCCCACAACAGCGUGGUGAGCGGCUCGCAACAGCGUGGUGAGCGGCUCGCAACAGCGUGGUGAGCGGCUCGCAACAGCGUGGUGAGCGGCUCAUUUCGUACACGGCGACCAUCUCCCGUGUGUGGCAUUGCUUUGACAUAUGGACACGGUGUGUGCACUGUAUGGGGUGGAGCGGUGGGGUGACAUUUAAUUGUCAUCAACUCAAAAGCCCCGAGUUCGAUUCACAGCCGCGGCUGACAACAGCGGCGAGUGAUGUCUGAACCGGUUCCAGGCCUCCUUUUAUCCAUCAGUUGAUUGACAAAGGGCUGUAAACAAAGAUAUACCUGUAAGCUGUUCAUUGCCAUUCACAAUGAAUAUCUGCUAGACUUGAUUAGGAAUCUGUAUCAACCUGGCAUGAAUCCUGUGAACCAUGAUGUGUUUCGAACUGGUGCUACAAUACGCGCUCCCUGGAGAGUCGAUUGAUUUUCACGCUUUUCUUAAUGAAUCUAUUCAUUUGUAACAUUGCGGUGGAUGGGAGCACUUCAAGUGUACUGCAGGGGUGUGCUAAACUCAGUGAAUAGAACAUACGAAUCGAAAGAGAUACACAUGCGAUUCUAUAUCUGUGGUGCGAGCUGGUAAAUCGAUGUUUACGAACCAAUGCAUUUUAGGUGGUGUCUGCUCUAGCGUCCUUACGUCUGUUCUAGGGUGAACAUCUUUGUCUUGACAUCGGACACCUGACUAUUUGAUCAAUAAUGUUUGGAUUUACCUUUCCUGUAGUCACAGCUGUACAUCACAUACAGGACGUGCACGCACAUAUAUCCCACUCACACGGACAACGUGGUUUUAUUCGUGCAUCACUGUGGAUGACAUUGGUGGAACUGAUAGUAAGUAAAUCAGUCAUUUGCAGUGACGAAGCGCAUGUAUGCACGGUUUCAUUUCUACAUUCCUGUAUGUCUUCCGUAUAACGGCAUAUGCAAGCCCCUGCUGUUCUUCGGAGAACAAAGAAAUGCAAUUUGAGUAAACUACAGAUUUAAUGAAAGCAUGUCCUUUGACACCUUGUCGCAAUAGUUAUUCGCAUUGCCAAUUCUCUUCUGGUUGUGAAUACAGAGCGGUGCAAUUAAAGAGCAGAGGUUUAAUUGAAUAAUGUGGAGUUUAUGAACGGGGUAUUAUCAUUCACAUGUUGUGUGAACCUGCCAGAACGUAGCCUUAGAGCGGCUGUGGUGGCCUUAAAAACAAUCCCCGUAACAUUUUAUCAUUGCUUUUCUUCCUCUUCCUGCCGUGAUGUGAUGGUUAGCACACAAAAUUAGCAAUUCAGAGGUUCCUAGUUCUAAAAGCCUCCUGCCUUUCUCCACCCAGCAGUGUUUGUGGUUUUGAAAAUUGGAGUGUUGCUCAAAUCUGUAGGAAUUAAGACAAAAAUAUCUUAAGUUUUAAAGGGUUUUAUUUUUCUGGAUAGAGCUGCCUGAAAUAAAGCUCUCUCCAGACUACAAAAGAAAACUGAAGAUAAUCCGCAGCAAGUCACAAAAGUUAUGCAUAAUUGAAGAGUAUUCAUUAAUAAAUCAAACGGUUGACUAACAAGGGCAAAACAUGACUAAGGCUUUCGUGACUGGAGGAAUUCAUAUUCUUUGGGUCAGGAUGACGACCGCUUGUGUUGCGAUUGAAACGUCGUAGUUUUUUGUUAUGUUCUUUGAACCUAUCUACGUGACUUUACUGAAAGACCCAAAGAAUAAGGGCAAAACACUUCACGCAAUCAUCAUGGGGGGCAAAAGUGGGAUCCAGGAACCAGGACUGUCAGUGAGUAGGCGUUGGGUGCAUUCUGUGCAGCUAGCAAAGACAAGAAGGUCAUGGCUGUUUCCCCUGAGACAACAUGGCCUGGAAGUGAACAAUACAGAGCUGGAACAUUGAGAAUGCAGGUGACUUCACGUCGUGCUUACAGAUUAGCUGAAGAACUGCAAGAAUUUCACUUCCCAUAAGACGUUUAACCUAAGAAGGGACCAUAAGCUGAGGCUGAAACAUCAGGUGCUUCAGUUUAAGACUACUUAUUAGAACGUGUUUACAGAGCAUGGCAUUCAUACCGGUAGAAAUUAACAGGUUUGUUCCCUCCAUUAAACUGUCAAGAGUCGAUCACAUGGUGAGCGAGAGUCAGGAUAAACCCAAAACGCAAAUUGACAAUCGUAUAUUUAAGCGUUGAACGUGACUCAAGGGAGUGAUUAGCAGAAGACCAAAUGCACGCAAAGCUAGGAAACAUUAAAAAGGAAUCAAACUAAACAUUCACAACUACAAUUGUAGGUGUUCUAAGAAAUGGUGUAUGUUGGUCAACUAUACUUUCAUUAGAUAUUACGGUUGUCUUGUAUGCACAGCCAAAUGGUUUGCUUAAAAUAAGCAAACCAGAGAUCCAUGGACCUUGUGGGUGUUAGUAAAAUGGAAAAAUAAAUAUUGUGACUGGACUUGAGAAUUUGUUCUGUCCAAAUGAAGUAAUUGCAGCUCAAAUUCUUAAUUUAAUUAAAGUUAAAUUGUGCCAUGGUUUAGUCCUUGUCUGAAUCAUUAUUUAUAUUUUAAAACCGUUAAAUUAUCGUCAUUUUCACGACUUUCCCACCCUUCCCCUGUCCCAUCACCAGUGAUCCUUUAAAGUGUUACAAUUCUGGGUCACGCUUCGAAUCGAACUUUUUUAUAUCCCAUUUGUCCUGUGUUAUUUAUACCAUCUCUCGUGCACUGUCUUAUUCAUUAUGUUAGCUUAAAGGUAACAUAUAUAAAUUGCAUGAGUAAAUCUUGAUUCCUUGUUGCAAGUUUCAAGUUUGCUGUUUAGCCAUGAGGUGGAAACUCAAGAGACCAGGAAGUGGCCAGAGUCACCGCCAACAUUGCAGAAGCAAUCAGAAAAAGCAAAGCACAAGUGACUCUCUGUGUUGUGGUCGUUGCAAUCAAUAUGAAUCCUUACGUGCGUAGUAAUUAGAGAUACACCGACAGUAUUGGAUGACUGUAAGAGUACCACUUUUAAUGCUCAUAAUCAAAUACAUGUCAGUCCUUCGAAUAAAUCAGUAUAGCACUUCAUGUACACCAACAAUUUCAGUUUAUAUUGCAUCUCAUUCCAGUGGCAUUCCCAGCCACUUUACAGAAAAGUGAAAAAAGAGCCACAUGAAUAUGGGUGAGGGGUUUAACUCUUAAAUACUUCUUACGGUGGGACCCAAUUAAAUGAACCUCUAAUGAGCCAAAACAUAUACAGUCAUUACUGUGGUUACUCGUUCAAGAUAAGUGUCAUCAGUAUGUUCCAACGUGACCCGUAGUCGAUGAGCAGUGACUAUAUGAGCAGGUACCCAGCAGGCGGCUGUAUUGAUGGACCCGAGUCGCCAACAGCAGCAUCAGCAGCAGGGCACCGGCCUCAAUUAAAGCCGCACGCAGCUCGCAACAGCAGCAGCAGCAUAGCGGCCCACAAUAGCGUGGUGAGCGGCUCACAACAGCGUGGUGAGCGGCUCAUGAAAGGUAAUGAAAGGUAAUGAAGUGGGUUUUUGAGGACUGACAUCGCAGCGCUCUCUCAGUCACCAGGUUGGAGCAUCUGAUUUAAACGGCCCUGCCAUCGGACAAACAAGCUGGGUAGGAACUUGGGCGCUUACGGUAAUUGACUGUUGCAGAUCGCGCGAAUGCCGGACUUGAUGUCGUCUCUGAUUCGAUCGGCGGUGUUAUUAUAAACAGACGGGAGUUAUCAGCCUUGUGGUGGGUGACCACCUCCUAUCCGUCGUGUGGACGAGGCCACAUUAUUGCCUUUGAAGUUAUCUGAGCCACGCAUUAAUUUGAUGAUGGCCUCUUCUCUGCGAUGCCACUGAUGAUCUCCUUUUAAUCUGUGGUAUAUCACAGACCGGAGCAGUAGCGUGUACACGCGCGAACCACGCACUGCCGCCCAUCGGCUCCCAUGUGGAUAACAAGGUUCUCAAAUUGUGCGAGGAGCCCUAUUGCAGAGUGCCCAGCAUAUGCCCACACGCUCGCUGAUAAACAUUCGCACAUACAAUGAACACGUAUAAAUACAAAUAACAGUUAUUUACAACGCUUUGUCAUUCAUCUGUUGAAUGAAGGCGUCCCCACUGCUGUGCUGGUCACGAGAGUGUUUUUUACCAUUUGACCAUACUUCACCGUGCUGAUCAGUACCUCCACGGUAAUCCGUGGAUAAGAGGUAUACGAGGAAGUGGUCUCCCAGGGGUGCUGAGUUCAUCCGAUUCUUAUUUCUUGGUGGCAAAUUCAUCCGAUUAUCUGUGUUCAUCCACGGGUAACCCGGUGGAUAAAGAUAAGUUAUGUAUGCAGAUACCUGUGGAUGAUAGCAUUCACCUGUAGUGUCCCCCACAUCAACUGGCAUACAAACAGUUCCACUCUUUCUAUUUUUGGCUUGAAACUACAUCUGGGUACAAGCUGUCUAAUAUGUGCCAUGUUUAUACACACAUCUAUAUUUGAAGCAUUCUGUAUCCGUAUCUAAACUGUAAUGAUUUCCAGACUAAUUUUGUUCUUGCAGUCACCCAUAUUAAUAGCACAGUGUGUGCAUCCUCUUGGCGUGUUCUCCUCUUGCCACUGCAAAUGGUAAACAGUUGUAAACGUGACACCAUUACAACACGUCCUCAUUAUUUUCUAGUUUUGGUUUAAAUUCCCAGUUGAGCUUCGUGCUCGACGCCACGCGCUGUAAACAUCGCUUCCACCAGCAGCCUGUUGUUAUCUCUGGCAGCGUGGGCCCUGGUGGCUAAAUGCGAUGAGAAGGGGUGGCUCUCAUAUGCCAGGCUGCUGUGACAGUGCUUUUGCCUUGUAGGGGAGUGUUGGACAGUCGCAGGUCACCCCCGGUUCCACUCAAGUCUGUAUAUAUUCACGAGUACAAGAAUAUUGACACGGUUGCACUUGAGCACCACCCGUGUUGAGUCAAAUAACCUGUUAUCCAGGUCUUUAUCCUUGUUAAUUGGGCACGGGCAUGCCCGCGGUGGUGGUUGUUGUGUUCGGGUGGUGUCUGGUGUACAGUAUUGACAGCCGUCGAGCUCCACAAUGAACCCACUUUCGCACUAGACACAGCCACAGAUCAUCACCAGCCAUGAACGAUCCACUGCUUGAUGAAGGCUGCUCCAAGCCGCCACCACCUCAUGAUUCCGCGAUGUAAUAAUCCGUGUAGUGCUCGCAAAUUAACUAAUUUCAUGGCUCCCAUCUCCUCGGUGGACAUCCACUCGGACGCGUUCCACUCCUUGGCUGCCACUCCCUUAUUACUCUUGACCAUCCUUCCAUCGUCCCUUUUAUAUCGACGCAUCCUCCCCAAGUCCACUUAUUUUACUUAACAUGUUUUGCAUGUCAUUAACCUUUGUAUGUUCUCGAAGCCAAGUCUUCCACAUCCUGUCUCUUUGUAAUUUCACAGACACCAGAGUUAUUUGAUAUAUGUCAUUAUAUUAACAUGAUUUUUAAUGAGGUGUUUCUUAUGAUUUUUUUUAAAUAGAUCAAACAUUUUAGGUUUACUGUAGUUUCUUUCACGUUUUGUAGAGCUAUAAUUUUUUUUCUCUCUACAGCGCCUCGUGACCUCCAGGUGAAAGGAGCUUUAGAAGUGUAAAUUAUGGUUAUAAUUAGCACGUACAAUCCGUGACAAUGCGAUUUGUAUUUAUAGAGUAGCUAGAUUCAACCGUGUCUCAAGAUGCUGUACGUAUUCACGAUGCGAAACACAAAACAUCUUAGAGCUGUUUUUGCCACUUCUAAGGACUUCAAUUUGUACUUUCUUUUUUGUGCUUGAAAGUUUUUUUUUCUGAAAAUGUAAAUAAGGGAGGAAUUAUAAUGUGUUGUAUACUGACAUUGCCAUAGAGUUAAACAUAUUUUGUCCAAGGGAGCUUUAACCCCACCAGUUGCAUCAAGCUGCUCGCUGUAACUCAUGCCAGGCGCUGGUGGCUCCGCACGCAGUCUGUAAUCCAGCGCUGUGGAGGCAGUGACAGUUGGUGGAUCACACAAUUCCGUGAAACUCCCAGCCUACCCAUGGGUGUUGAGAUCGCCAACUCCUGAAUUGUCAGGGCAUGAUGGCAGUACAGCAAGUGGAUUCAUUGCCAUGUUUAUACUGGUAGGAAACGUAGUGGACUGGAAGCCCAACCGGGAUUAAUUCCAUCUGUUGACCCCACCCUCAAGCGUGGGUUUUCAGUGUGCUCUGGGAUUCUCCCACAUAAACAAGUCAUUCCCGAGAUACGGAUGUCCGACUUGCGAACAUCCGUACUUACGAAUUAGCUGCCAUAAGAUGUUAUUGUUUUUAACGAUCCGACUUACGAAUGAUCAGUCGUGCUUACGAACCGACCCGCGGAACUAUUUUGUUUAGCGGAGUGAUCCUCCGUGAGAUGUGAUGAGUCCCAGUAUCCCGCGGUGAUACACAACGCCCCUUCCAACAAGCAAGCCAGCAUCAGGACUCAAGGUUGCGGCCUGGGUGCUCGGGCUCUCCACUGGCACGGAGCGGCUCACCGCGACGGUUGCUCACUCCAGCCAGACUGCUCUGCUGAAGUGACCCAGCGUUCGUCCCCUCGUCAACACCUGCUCCACGGCAGGGCCGGCCGCCAUGGAGAGCUAUGCCAAGUUCUGUUGCCUCGUCAUCUUCAUCAGCUUCAGCGUCUUCCAGGCGCUCUUCAAUUGGGUCAGCCCCCCGCUGUCUCGCCUCUUCUGCCCGGCUUUUGCCUCCCUCACUCCGGCCAAACAGAUCGAGUGGCAUUCCAGGACGGUCUCGACGUUGCACGCCUUGAUCGUGGGCUUCUUCUGCCUCUACAUACUGUGGUUCGAUGAUGCCGUCAAUAAGGACCCAGUGUGGGGAGAUCCUAAAAUCGUGCAGCUCAACAUUGCCAUCACGACGGGAUACCUGUUCUCAGAUUUCCUGCUGAUCGUAUGCAACUGGAAUGCCAUUGGGGACAAGUUCUUCAUCAUGCACCACCUGUCUGCCCUCUAUGCCUAUUACUACGUCAUGGAUCGGGGCGUGCUGCCGUACUUUGCCAAUUUCCGGCAACUCGCCGAGCUGUCCACGCCGUUUGUAAACCAGCGGUGGUUUUACGAGGCGCUGGGGUACCCCAAGGCGGGCGGCCCGUACGUGGUGAACGGCGUGCUCAUGGCGGUGGCCUUCUUCGCGGUGCGCGUCGCGGUGAUGCCGCCGUACUACGGCCGCAUGCUGGCCACCGUGGGCACGGAGGCGUUCGCGCGCCUCGGCACGGGCCCCCAGGUGUCGUGGGUGCUGUCCAGCGUGUGCCUCGACGUCAUGAACGUCAUGUGGAUGUACAAGAUCGCGCGCGGCUGCUACAAGGUGCUGUUCGUGCGGAGCCGAGGGCGGCCGGUCACCAACGGGAAGUCGCAGUGAGGCCGCCGGCGCCGAGUAAAACGCGAGCCGCCGCCGCCGCCGCCGCCGCCCUGGCGCGAGCGCCGGCGGCGGCGGCGGCCACGAGACGACGCGAUCCUUCCCUCCUCCCUGACGCACGCGGGCCGCCCGCCCCCCCGCCCCCCCGGGUUUAUCUCGCCAACAACGGGCGCGCAUCCUGCAGCACAUCCUGCAGCGCAUCCUGCAGCACAUCCUGCAGCGCAUCCUGCAGCGCAUCCUGCAGCACAUGUUGCAGCACAUCCUGCAGCACAUCCUGCAGCGCAUCCUGCAGCACAUGUUGCAGCACAUCCUGCAGCACAUCCUGCAGCGCAUCCUGCAGCGCAGCGGCCGAGCACGGUGGCAGCAAUCGCGACGAACGGCGACGCGUCGGCCGAUCGUCGUGUUGCGUGUUGCUCGGUCGCCGUGAUUGGCGGGUGACCGCCGAGGGUGCGAUCGGUCGCGGGGGGUGCAGGGGAGGGGGCUCGGCUUGACUUGUUGGGUGGCCGCUGUCGCCGUGGAAUCUCGUGCAGCUGCCCAGCAGAUGCGUGCCGAGUGGUCUGCGCGUGUCAGAUUUUAUUUGUUGACAAGGAUUAGAAACAUUCAGCUGUAAGCUGUUUUACAAGAGUGACCCCGCGGAGGACCUUGGUGAAAAAAACAACGUUAAAGCAUUAAAUUCGUAACAUGGCAGACACUGAGCAGCAAACACCUUCGAGGAAAACAACGUUGCAGGAGUAUCGACACUGCAUUGUUGAUCACACGGAGGCUUAGAAGAGCCGCUAAGGCCCUGCGCUCACUAAAAUGGAGCCUUAAAUGUCCAUUUUCAAUUGGUUGUCACUUUCUCAGAUUUUUGGUGGAAAAUUUUCACGAUCCAAAUUUGUGAAAUUGUCUGAGCAGCAACAUCGCCCCCUGCUGUGAAACCGCGACAGACGGUGGCGGCAUUGCAUUGUAAGACUGAUGGCACGAAAACCAAAAUUAACUCAAUUGUAACCAUUAUUGUGAUGAAUUAUUAAAAUCUGAAAGGGGGGAGGGGGGAAUGGCGUUUGAGGGCAGCUUCACUGUGGCCAAGGCCCCCGAUGGAAGCUGCCCGGAGUCGUGAGCCGCCUUUGUGCCACUCCACAGCCUCCAGCGCAGAGCGCUGCGGAUCUUGAGCGGGGCUUCCUCCUGCAUGGCGCCGACUGUCACUCUAGCGUGGAGCAGCAGCAGCAGCUGUUUUACGAGAUGCCUCCACAAUGCAAUAAAAUGCAAUAAUGUUAA
Messenger RNA from Petromyzon marinus (sea lamprey), 9449 nucleotides. Its product is annotated as TLC domain-containing protein 4-B-like. The record is from RefSeq and is a predicted model, not a curated record. Lineage: Eukaryota; Metazoa; Chordata; Hyperoartia; Petromyzontiformes; Petromyzontidae. Gene Ontology annotation, biological process: lipid homeostasis. Gene Ontology annotation, cellular component: endoplasmic reticulum; membrane.